ACUCCCAGCGACCUCUGCGCCGCGCAUGCGCAUCAGGCGGGUGCUCCUGGGGAGACUCUGGCGAUAGAUGUAUAGCGCUCCCGUGGCCGGUAUAUUAGCGGUACACGUAUUCCGGGCGGCAACCUAUACAGCGGGUAACGGAGGGAGGACCGGACUUCUCAGCAUUCCUGCCCCGGACUCCCCCCACACCCGCAGUGAGCCCGUCCAGUGAGCGCAGGCUGCCAGUACUAGGUGUGGGUGCUACCAUUCCCCUGGGGGGGUGUGCCGGCGUGUAGUGCGAUGAUAGGGACGCGUACCGGCGGGGCAGGGACACGGUGACAGUGACGGAUCGGUGUCCGGUGACAGACGGGUCUCUUCCUCUGCUCCGGAUCCCCGCACAGACCCCCGGUCCCGUCUCCCCCUCCCCCGGCACGGUGGUAGCGCCCAGUCGGCUUCCGGUGCGCUCGCGUUCUGGCGUUUCCGCUGCUUGUGCGGAGGGUGAGCGGCCUGGUGAGCGGAGAGCAGCGCGGGGACUGGCGGCGGGAGAUGCCCGCCCUGUGACCCGAUCACCCCACUGAUGGCCGCGGACCAGGACAAGCUGGACGGACUCACCAUCCCGGGCCGCAGAGCCAAAGCCGGCAUGCAGAUGAAGAGUCCUGAGAAGAAACGACGCAAGUCUAACACUCAGGUAUGGAGAACAGGGGGUUGGGAGGAGUCUCAGAGGAGAAUAAAGGGAUCGCUGACUGGCCAGUAUCAGAAGGGGCCUGCUUACUCUCAUCUCUCAGAGUUUGCUCCACCGCCUACCCCAAUGGUGGAUCAUCUUGUUGCCUCCAAUCCCUUUGAAGAUGACUUUGGAGCCCCUAAAGUCAGUGCCGCAGGCUCUCCCUUUAUGAACAACCCCGUGCCGUUUGGAAACUUCCGCAUGCAGGGCGGCAUGCCUCAUCAGGUGCCUCCUGGGUACCCAGGGGGCCCACAGCCUAUGAGACGUCAACCACCACACUUCCCUCCUAACCAGAUGGGCCCCGGGUUCGGCAUGCCUCAGAACCCAAAUUAUGUGCAGCCCGGGAAUAUGAACUUCUCUAACCAGCCUUUCAAUCAAGCCAUGGGACAGAGCUUCAGCCCGCCAGCUGGCCAGAUGAUGCAGGGACCUGUUGGAGGGUUUGGGCCUAUGAUUUCACCUACCAUGGGACAGCCCCCACGUGGGGAUAUGGGCCCCGGCCCCGUGUUACACUCUCCUGGCGGCCCGCCAUUCUCUCAGAGGUUUGGCUCGCCCGGUCACCCCUUUGGGCAGCCCACAAUGCAGAGACCCAGCCUCCCGCCCAACACCAGCCCUUUUGCUGGGGCGGAUCAGAGCUUUCCUUCAGGGGUGGAGGAUCACGGUAAAACUUUAAACCCUCCCAAUCCCGCCUUCAGCCAGGAUCAGCACGUUGGCUCUCCGUCUGCCGUCAAUGGCAACCAGCAAAACUUCACGCCAAAUAGCGCCGCGCGCGGGAACGCUAGCACUCCGGAGGUGAACAACAUCCCCCCGCCCAAUAAACCCACGGGGAACUCCGGCCACCAGCCCCCUCCAGGACUUGUUUAUCCGUGCGGAGCGUGUCGGAACGAGGUGAACGACGAUCAGGACGCCAUCUUAUGCGAGGCGUCUUGCCAGAAGUGGUUUCACCGUGAGUGCACAGGGAUGACUGAGAGCGCCUACAGCCUGCUGACGCGGGAGGCCUCCGCCGUGUGGGCUUGUGACUACUGCCUGAAAACGAAGGACAUUCAGUCUGUCUACAUUCGGGAGCCCAUGGGCCAGUUAGUGGCGGCCAAUGACGGCUGAUAUCAGUCGCUUAAAACUUUAGCAACUGGCACACUCGGAUGUGAUUGGGCUGCCGGGGGAAGAAGAGGGGGGGUGUUCAGCAGCUGGGAACCCGCAGGAACACUCUCCGCUGGUGUAUUCAGGAGGGAUGUAUUCUGCUGCACUCUCCCACCCUUCAUCUUGUCAUGCGGUUUGCUGGGGGAUCCCCCGUGGGGGGGUCUGAUGGGUUUUUUUUUUUUUUACUCAUUUUAUUCCAUACAGGUCAACUAAAGUGCUUUGCUUGUUUGUAUGUUUGUGUAUGAUUCUGUGCGCAGACCCCCGGAGCCUUCGCUGCCCGCCGUACAGCCGUGUCCUGGGGGUAUAGCGGUACAGCCGUGUCCUGGGGGUAUAGCGGUACAGCCGUGUCCUGGGGGUAUAGCGGUACAGCCGUGUCCUGGGGGUAUAGCGGUACAGCCGUGUCCUGGGGGUAUAGCGGUACAGCCGUGUCCUGGGGGUAUAAUGGUCAGAGCUGUCCCGCCUAUCAGACGGUUGGAGUGGGCUGUUACCUCUCUGGUCGGGGCAGAAUCAGAUAAUAGGUUAUACGAGACCAUAUAAUAUCGGCCUCCAUCAUCCAGAGUCAGGUGAGAUUACAAUACCCCAGACCCCUCCCCCCGCCCCGUUUUCCUGCCCCCCCCCCUCCCCCCCAACUCUUGAGCUCUGCCGAGUUUGCAUUCUACCUCAUUCUAAAAACCAUGCAACCCAGAGGUGUGCGGCUGCUGGGCGCUGUGCGGAGCGUGUCCGGCGCGUGUCCGAGCCUUCGUCCGUGUUCGUGAAACUGCUUCUGUGAUAUGAACUGUUACUUGGGCGACUUCUUGCCGCUUUGUAUCUGGACAGUGACCAUGCACUUAAUAAAGCCUGGGGGAGGUGUCCUUGCACACUAGGCGGGUGUGCAGUGCUAGCCCGUCAUAGUCAUGUGAUAGUAGCGCCCCCUUCUGAGCGUGUAUAGUACUUGUAUGAUGCGAAUAUGCUGGGACUGGGGGUCAUGUAACUUCCGCUGUGGAUGGAGCGCUGUCACAAUUAUACUCUGGUAUUGUUACAUUUCCAUCUUGAUAUAAAGCUAUAUAAUUAUA
Pseudophryne corroboree (corroboree frog) is the source of this 2886-nucleotide messenger RNA. It is a transcript of the gene PYGO2, whose product is annotated as pygopus family PHD finger 2. NCBI's taxonomy places the organism in Eukaryota, Metazoa, Chordata, Amphibia, Anura, Myobatrachidae. The coding region runs from base 557 to 1798 and encodes 413 amino acids. The record is from RefSeq and is a predicted model, not a curated record. The transcript has 3 exons.